AUGGGCCAGACCGGGAAGAAGUCCGACAAGGGGCCCGUGUGCUGGCGGAAACGUGUCAAGUCUGAGUAUAUGCGGCUGCGGCAGCUCAAGCGGUUUCGACGAGCGGAUGAGGUCAAGAGCAUGUUUAGUUCCAAUCGUCAGAAAAUUGUGGAAAGAACGGAGAUCUUAAACCAGGAGUGGAAGCAGCGAAGGAUCCAGCCUGUGCACAUCCUGACUUCUGUGAGCUCUUUGCGCGGGACCAGGGAGUGUUCGGUGAGCAGCGACCUGGCUUUCCCCACACAGGCCAUCCCCUUGAAGACGCUGAACGCGGUGGCCUCGGUGCCCAUCAUGUACUCCUGGUCCCCCCUGCAGCAGAACUUCAUGGUGGAAGAUGAAACAGUUUUACAUAACAUCCCUUACAUGGGGGAUGAAGUUCUAGACCAGGAUGGGACUUUCAUUGAAGAGCUAAUAAAAAACUACGAUGGGAAAGUACACGGGGACAGAGAGUGUGGCUUUAUCAAUGAUGAGAUUUUCGUGGAGCUGGUGAAUGCGCUUGGCCAGUACAGUGAUGAUGAUGACGAUGAUGAAGGAGACGACCCUGAGGAGCGAGAAGAAAAGCACAAGGGCCUGGAGGAGGCCCCGGAUGAUAAAGAAAGUCGCCCACCUCGGAAAUUUCCCUCUGAUAAAAUUUUUGAAGCCAUUUCCUCGAUGUUCCCAGACAAGGGCACAGCAGAAGAGCUAAAGGAAAAGUACAAGGAGCUCACGGAGCAGCAGCUUCCCGGGGCACUACCCCCCGAGUGCACCCCCAACAUUGAUGGGCCAAACGCCAAAUCUGUGCAGCGGGAGCAAAGCCUGCACUCAUUCCACACGCUCUUCUGCCGACGCUGCUUCAAAUACGACUGCUUCCUGCACCGUAAGUGUGUCUACUCUUUUCAUGCAACACCCAACACGUACAAGCGAAAAAACACAGAAACCGCUCUGGACAACAAACCGUGUGGACCACAGUGUUACCAGCACCUGGAGGGAGCAAAGGAGUUCGCUGCUGCUCUCACAGCUGAGCGGAUCAAGACCCCGCCAAAGCGCCCUGGUGGCCGCAGGAGGGGGCGGCUACCUAACAACAGCAGCCGGCCCAGUACACCCACCAUCAGUGUGCUGGAGUCUAAAGACACAGACAGUGACCGGGAGGCGGGGACGGAGACGGGCGGGGAGAACAACGACAAGGAGGAGGAGGAGAAGAAGGACGAGACGUCUAGCUCCUCAGAAGCAAACUCCCGGUGCCAAACACCGAUCAAGAUGAAGCCAAACACAGAGCCCCCCGAGAGCGUGGAGUGGAGUGGCGCUGAGGCCUCCUUGUUCCGUGUCCUCAUCGGCACCUAUUACGACAACUUCUGCGCCAUCGCAAGACUUAUUGGGACCAAAACGUGCAGACAGGUGUAUGAGUUUAGAGUCAAGGAGUCCAGCAUUAUUGCACCUGCCCCUGCUGAGGACGUCGACACACCUCCGAGAAAGAAGAAGAGGAAACACCGGUUAUGGGCCGCCCACUGCAGGAAGAUACAACUGAAAAAGGAUGGCUCCUCGAACCACGUGUACAACUACCAGCCUUGUGACCACCCCCGGCAGCCCUGUGACAGCUCGUGUCCCUGUGUGAUCGCACAGAACUUCUGUGAGAAGUUCUGCCAGUGCAGCUCCGAGUGUCAGAACCGCUUUCCCGGCUGCCGCUGCAAAGCACAGUGCAACACCAAGCAGUGCCCCUGCUACUUGGCUGUGCGCGAGUGUGACCCCGACUUGUGCCUGACGUGCGGGGCCGCUGACCACUGGGACAGCAAGAACGUGUCCUGCAAGAACUGCAGCAUUCAGCGAGGCUCCAAGAAGCAUUUACUGCUGGCUCCCUCGGAUGUGGCCGGCUGGGGCAUCUUCAUCAAAGACCCGGUUCAGAAGAAUGAGUUCAUCUCGGAGUACUGUGGGGAGAUCAUCUCUCAAGACGAGGCUGACAGGAGAGGCAAAGUGUAUGACAAAUACAUGUGCAGCUUCCUCUUCAACCUCAAUAACGAUUUUGUUGUGGAUGCAACCCGUAAGGGGAACAAAAUCCGUUUUGCGAAUCAUUCAGUAAAUCCAAACUGCUACGCCAAAGUGAUGAUGGUAAAUGGUGACCAUAGGAUCGGCAUCUUUGCCAAACGGGCCAUCCAGACUGGCGAGGAGCUGUUCUUUGACUACAGAUACAGCCAGGCGGAUGCCCUGAAGUACGUGGGCAUUGAGAGAGAGAUGGAGAUCCCCUGA
Molecule: messenger RNA, 2256 nt
Organism: Chrysochloris asiatica (Cape golden mole)
Lineage: Eukaryota; Metazoa; Chordata; Mammalia; Afrosoricida; Chrysochloridae
Gene: EZH2
Product: enhancer of zeste homolog 2 (Drosophila)
Exons: 20
Coding region: 1-2256 (751 amino acids)
Biological process (GO): chromatin remodeling
Molecular function (GO): protein binding; histone H3K27 methyltransferase activity
Source: RefSeq, a predicted model, not a curated record